This is a messenger RNA of Cordyceps militaris CM01, 1758 nucleotides long. Its product is annotated as Homeodomain-like protein. The record is from RefSeq and is a predicted model, not a curated record. The transcript has a single exon. Gene Ontology annotation, cellular component: RNA polymerase I upstream activating factor complex. Gene Ontology annotation, molecular function: rDNA binding; RNA polymerase I general transcription initiation factor activity. Lineage: Eukaryota; Fungi; Ascomycota; Sordariomycetes; Hypocreales; Cordycipitaceae. Bases 1 to 1758 code for a protein of 585 amino acids. Gene Ontology annotation, biological process: nucleolar large rRNA transcription by RNA polymerase I; transcription initiation at RNA polymerase I promoter.
AUGGGGGCAUAUGAAUCGGAUUUUGAGCCCAGCGGCUCCGACAGCUGCCAACAUCUCUCUGGAUCGGAUGAUAACAGCGAUGCAGACUCAGCCCGUUCCGUGAUUCUCGGCGAGGAUGCGGAAGAGGCACACAGCGUGAGCGACGGCUCCGCGAACCAGCAGUCACCGCGCAAACGGUCCGGCGAGGACGACCAUGCGCUGCGGCCCUUUAAACGCCAACGAAGUCGCCUGAACCCCGACUACCUCGACAUGCUCAACAAGGACAUUGAAGAGGCGGCGCUUAGAGUGUGCCUAGACGACGACGACGACGACACUGUCUUGCCGGAUUCGCAGCUGGGACUCACGUACUGGUCGUCGCCCGAGAAGCAUCGAUUCUUUGAGGCACUGGCCCGCCUAGGCCGGCACGACCUCCCUGGAAUUGCGCAGCGCGUCGGCACCAAGAGCACCAUCGAGGUCAAGCACUACCUGCUCGUGCUGCACGAGGCCGUCGCCGCCCGCAGCGCGUCAUUCAGUCGCUACCUGGCGCCCACCGAGUACCCUGCUGCCGUCGAGCUGACGCCGCCUUGCUGCCACGCUCAGGAAGAGGCUGCAGAUGCGGUAUCGCUCAUGCAAGAAGCUCGCGAGAACCAGCGCGAGGAAGACAGGUGGCAGAAAUACUGGGACAUUACGCCCAAGCUGGCCGCUGAGCUGAGAACGAAGAAACCGAAGGACGAUGCAGCGUCGAAACUGGCGUUUACACGUCUAUUUCAUGUCUCGCGGUGGCUGAAUCUGUCGAAUCACGUGUUUAUGAACUCGACUAUUCCCGGAAAUAACUGGCGCAACGUUGACUCGAGACCGCCGUCCAUGUGGGCGACAACGCUGGAGGACUUUCACUCCCUCGCGUUGUCUCUUACGCGGCGCUUGCUGCAGGCGACGCUGUUCAUCACCAUGUCGCGGAUCAGAGCAAAAUCAGAGUUGGGGGAUGGCAUCAGAAACACUGUGCGGAAGAGGGACGUGGAAGCGGCCGUUGCGUCGCUCGGGCUCCCGCACAACAUGAGUGACAUGUGGCUCAAGAGCGCUCGCCGCUUACGACUUGACGUGUAUGAAAACCCACCAACACGCAACAAAUACGAAGAGGAGGAAGAAGAGGAAGGGCCGAUGACGUAUGACGAAGUUGAGGCGGUACUCGGCCCCAAGGAGCCGUCUCCCGCCCCGGGCGUCGGGUCCGAUCUCGCCGGUUUCAACAUGGACCCGCUAAACUCCAGCGACGAAGAGGACGACUUGGCCGCUGACGACUCGGCCACUGACGACUCGGCCGCUGACGACUCGGCCGCUGACGACUCGGCCGCAGACGACUCGGACGCGGAAGGCCAACGGGACCACCAGCCCUUGGAUGCGGAGGCAUGCGCUGUCAACCGCGAGGUCAAUGAGAUGCUGUGGUUCGCAGCAGCGGGCCUCCGCGACCUGCCGAACACGCGCCGCGCGCUCCGGCUGCGUGUCGAGGCGGAGCGGCGGCAGGAGCGUGAGGCCGACGCCUUCGAUGAGCAUGCGAGCAACGCGGCCGAGACGGCCAUGUGGGCGCUGUUGCACAGGGCGGCACCCGCGCCGCGGCCCAAGCCGGCGCGCCCCGCGACAGUGCGCCACUCAACCGUGGACCUCGAGAACCUGUACCCGAUGAACAGGACGUGGGCGGACGACCUCGAGUACCGGGCGGAGUGGGAGACACUGCAAAAACCAGUUAACACAGUGACUCACGACAAUGAAGACGAAUACGACUAG